Molecule: messenger RNA, 1930 nt
Organism: Magnolia sinica
Lineage: Eukaryota; Viridiplantae; Streptophyta; Magnoliopsida; Magnoliales; Magnoliaceae
Exons: 11
Coding region: 1-1686 (561 amino acids)
Biological process (GO): translation
Cellular component (GO): large ribosomal subunit
Molecular function (GO): RNA binding; structural constituent of ribosome
Source: RefSeq, a predicted model, not a curated record
AUGACGAGGGAGCUCCCUUCCCUAUGGUGGAAACAGAUUGGCUACCACCACUGCCACCAGCCCGUCGCUGGUGCCUUUAUCCGGCACACGUGUGCACCGUUGCCGCUUGUGAAGCGGCAAGUUGAAGAAACGAUCAUUCCUGCGCAGCUGCGCGAGCCCACUUCCCAUUUCUCGCGAUCCAAUUGCUCUCCCAAACAGACAGGGGCAUUUUCGUACUUUGCCAAAAACCCUCGCAUUUCCAGCUCACCACCUCAAGAGCAUGAGCUCCAAAACCCUCCCAUUUCUUCAGAAACCUCUGAAGUGACCAUGUCGGCCUUUGAAUCUCUCUUACAUCACGCUUGUCGUCAUUGCUUUAAACCCUCUCCCCCAUCUCUCUCCAUCACAAAUCUAGGGGUUUUCAAACGCUCACUUCCCCUCCUCUCUCCCCAAACCCCUCCCUCCAGGUUCCUUCUUCCAGCGUUCUCAAGACCCUUCUCAUCGCCUCCGUCUCCACCGUCCGAUCCCCAACCAGAGAUCCAAACCGUCGAUCCCCCCAAAAACCCAUCUCCUUCGUCAACGAUCAGACCCGUUUCUUACCCUACAAAGCCGAUAGAUACUUCUUCGGCCGAGGAACCGCCGACUGCCCCACCACCGCGACGACCGCGAGAGACCGCCGGAAGAUCCGCUUUCCGGCAAUCGGAAACUGACACGGAACCCGCGACGGGUGCAGAGCCCCGCCCAUGGUCCCGCGAAGACAUCCGCUAUGUGAAGGACGUUCCGUCUAUAUCCCCAACUUCUUAUCCGGCGAGAGUAGCGCCGCUUCCGGAAGACAGGGUAGUCGCGGAGGAAGCGCCAAAGGUGGAGGAGGAGCAAAAAGACAGCAAUGAGCUGUUGGAGUGGGAGAGGAGGAGGAUUGAAGCGGAUUUCCGUUUGCGGAGGGUUCUUAAGCCGGAAGAGGAGGUUGUGCCUUUUCCAACACUUAUCAAGGUCGAGAAGAAGCUGCCAAAGGCCAUUCUUGAUCUACAGGACGCCAUUAAACAAGUCAAGGCUAAUGCCAAGCAGAAGUUCGUCGAAACUGUUGAAGCACAUGUGAACUUGGGUGUUGAUCCUCGUCGAGGUGACCAGAUGGUCCGUGGUGCUGCAACUCUGCCUCAUGGUACCGGAAAGACUGUCAGAGUAGCUGUAUUUGCGGAAGGGGCUGCAGCAGAUGAAGCCAGAGCUGCGGGAGCUGAUAUAGUUGGUGGAGAUGAACUCAUUGAGGAAAUCAAGAAAGGAGGUGGCAAACUCAAUUUUGACAAGUGCAUAUCAACUCCUACUUUCAUGCCACGUCUUGGAAAGAUAGCAAGGAUCCUUGGCCCUCGUGGUAUGAUGCCAAACCCCAAGCUUGGAUCUGUGACAAGUGAUGUUGCUGGCGCAGUGCAAGAGGCAAAACGUGGUCGUAUCGAUUUUAAAAUUGACAAAACUGCCAUCGUGCAUGUAGGCCUUGGGAAGGUGGGCUUUUCCGAGGAGGCUCUACGUGAAAAUGUUGCAGCAUUUGUGAAUGCUCUUUUGGUUGCAAAACCUGUUGGCCUAAAGAAGACUUCUAAAUAUGCUGGGUACGUGAAGUCCUUCAGCUUGUGCAGCACGAUGGGUCCGGGAUUCCCCGUUUCAAUACAAUCAUUAUCAAUAGCGGCAGACAACUAUAGCAAGCAGCAACAACUCAAAUGAUGGCCGGGUGAUCCCAUUGUACUUGGACUAGAGCAGCAUACAUCUUUUUAGACAAUGAUGUUUUCCGUUGGCUACCAAGAAGCCCAUCGAAGAGUCAUUGGUAAAAGCAACAAUUUUGAUAAAUGAUAAAAUUCCCAAGUGACAUUAUUUUGGCUAAUGGAUGCCGUGUUCCUUUAAUUUUCUGGAGAAGCAGUUGUUCCUGUCAGAAUCUAAUGGAGGAUUCUUAGCUGUUGAUUUGAUCUUA